UUAUGGCUUUACUUGAGUAUUCAAAUUCUUGUAUUUGGUAGUAUCCGUUUGUUACACCAAAUCUUAUCACAAAAAUAUCAAACAUAUUCCCUUACAUUUCUUAUUUUCAUUACCCCUAAUAAACCUUAUUAUAUAUUCAUACUCGACCUCCACCUUUCUCUUCUUUUCUCUCUUCUAUAUAUAUUCUUCAACCAAAACUAUCAAAAUAAAUUCAUAAUUUUACUAUGAUAUAGUAGUAAAUAAUUUAUCUAUAUAAAAAAUGAAGCCAUUAAAGUUUUUGACAUCUUCUACAAUUGUUCUUUUAUGCGCCUUUCUAAUAACCACAUAUUUUCGUUCUGGUUCAAAAUUUUCGGAGCUAGAGUUUCUACCUAUAGAAGGCGCUUUCGGGCCCGAAAGUCUCACGUUUGACCCUGCCGGAGACGGGCCGUAUGCUGGCGUUUCCGAUGGCCGGAUUAUAAAAUGGGUCCCCCAUCAACGGCGUUGGGUGGACUUUGCCUUCACUUCUCCUCUAAGGGAAUUUUGUGAAAAUCAAACCAAUCAUGAAAAAAUGGAACAUAAAUGUGGGAGACCAUUGGGCCUUCGAUUCAAUGAGAAGACAGGAGAGCUUUUCAUAGCUGAUGCUUAUUUGGGCCUGCUUGUUGUGGGCCCAAAUGGUGGGCUUGCUAGUAGAGUUGUAACUGAAGUUGAAGGUGUACCACUUGGGUUUACUAAUGGGCUUGAUAUUGAUCAAUCUACUGGGGUUGUCUACUUUACUUCUAGCAGUACCAAUUAUCCAAGAAGGAAGUAUAUGUCAUUGAUUCUUAGCAAUGAUAAGACAGGAAGAUUGCUAAAGUACAACCCACAUACAAAACAAGUAACGAAGCUUCUCGACAAUCUAACCUUUCCAAAUGGAGUAUCCUUGAGCAAGGAUGGGAAAUUUCUGCUACUAAUUGAGACUACUACUUGUAAACUGCUAAGUCAUUGGCUCGAAAACAGCUCAAAAGGCGGUACCACUGAAGUGUUAGCUGAACUCCCAUGCUAUCCAGACAACAUAAACAGGAACUCCAAAGGAGAAUAUUGGGUGGGAGUUUAUUCAAAGAGAAGUAAAGUUUUGAAGUGGCUUCUUUCAUUUCCUUGGAUUGGACAAACCAUUGUUAAACUUCCGUUUAAUGCCGUCGAAUUGGCUAAGGUUUUUGUAAGGUUGAGAGCAAUUGGUUUGGCUGUGAAGAUGGAUGAAAAUGGGAAUGUAGUGCAAGUGUUGGAAGAUACUAGUGGUAAGUUGAAGUUUGUUAGUGAAGUGGUGGAAAAAGAUGGGAAUUUGUGGUUUGGUUCUGUUAUUUUGCCCUUUGCUAGUUUGUACAAGAAUUAUGAUGCACAAAGUUAAUUGAAAUAAAUCAAUAAUAUACUACAUCUGUUAAUUUUUAUGUGCAACUUUGGGGUAUUAUUUAUGAGAUAUAAAAUAUUUCAAAGUUGCGUAUAAAAAUUAAUAGAGGUAGUAGAUGGUAUAAGGAUGUUUCAUGUUUGCAUAGAAAGAAUUUGAGUGUAUGUACUUAAAUUAAUUAUUUACUACUCCGUAGUAGUGUAUUUAAGUUCAUAUAUAUUAAAAUCAAUAUUAAAAUUUGAAUAUUAUA
This is a messenger RNA of Chenopodium quinoa (quinoa), 1610 nucleotides long. RefSeq names its product protein STRICTOSIDINE SYNTHASE-LIKE 10-like. Gene Ontology annotation, molecular function: strictosidine synthase activity. The record is from RefSeq and is a predicted model, not a curated record. The transcript has 3 exons. The coding region runs from base 260 to 1363 and encodes 367 amino acids. NCBI's taxonomy places the organism in Eukaryota, Viridiplantae, Streptophyta, Magnoliopsida, Caryophyllales, Amaranthaceae. Gene Ontology annotation, biological process: biosynthetic process.